AUGAAUGUAAACUAUCCUAUGAUAGCGAAUUACAAUGAAAAUAACUUGGGACAAUUUGCUGAGUCGUUGAGCCACGAAAUACCACUUUUUGAUCACUCAACAGACUCUAGGAAAAGAGAAAAGAUCGAGACUUUGGCUGAGGUAUACUCGUUGAUCAUAGUGCUGGAUCAAGUCGAGAAGGCCUAUCUGAAAGACAGUAUAUCAAGUGAGGAUUACACGAUGACAGUAAAUAAACUUCUUGCUCAAUACAAGACAUACUUAGCAAAUGAAGAGAUUGCAGAUGAGUAUCAGGAUUUGCAGACGUUCAAGGAAAAAUACAAUAUCAGUGCCUCGAAUGCUAUAACUAGGCUUGAGCGAGGGAUUCCUGUAACUGUGGAGCAUGCGAUUCAGAGUAAUAGGGGACCUACAGCGGUGGCAGGAACUGAAAAGAAGUAUAGCGGAAAAGCGGUAGCAGAAGCGACAGGCAAUUUCAUUACUGUUAUGGAUGCCCUAAAGCUGAACUAUAAAGCUAAAGAUCAACUACACCCCUUAAUGUCGGAAUUACUUUUGAGCAUAAACAGAGUAAGCUCUCAGGACUUUGAGUGCAGGAGCAAAUUAGUGGAAUGGAUUGUCAAAAUUAACAAGAUGAAGAUCAAGGAGACUCUCACUGAGGAAGAGGCGAGAGAACUGCUCUUUGACUUAGAGAGCGCUUAUAAGAGUUUUUACACAUUACUUGAAUAG
Lachancea fermentati is the source of this 720-nucleotide messenger RNA. The record is from the annotation of a GenBank genome assembly. NCBI's taxonomy places the organism in Eukaryota, Fungi, Ascomycota, Saccharomycetes, Saccharomycetales, Saccharomycetaceae.